GCAAGUUCUUGUGUUGAGAAAAGACGUGACUUGCAAAAGAUUUGGUUUAUUUUGGUUGAUUACCAGUGUGUUUUGAUCUAGUGUUAUAUUUUAAAUAAGCGGUCAAAGUUUCAAGUCAUACACUAUUGGUGUUUUCUUGAUAAGCGAAGUUUGCCAUAAUGGAAUCUGCAGGAGACUGGUGUUUAAUUGAGAGUGAUCCAGGAGUUUUCACACAAUUGAUAAAGAAAUUUGGUGCUAAAGGUGUACAAGUAGAAGAAUUAUGGACCAUGGAAGAAGGAAUUUUUGAAAAUCUAAGACCUGUUCAUGGACUUAUAUUUCUCUUCAAAUUCUUACAACACGAGGAACCUGCUGGCCCUGUUGUGACAGACAACCGUCUUGAUAAAAUCUACUUUGCUAAACAGGUUAUCAACAAUGCCUGUGCUACCCAAGCUGUCGUCAGCUUACUUCUAAACUGCACUCACCCAGACGUGGAUAUAGGCCCUGAGCUGACCAAGCUAAAGGAGUUCAGCAUGUCAUUCGACCCCCGUAUGAGAGGCCUGACUUUGAGCAAUUCGCAGACCAUACGCAUGGCGCAUAACUCCAUGUCACCAUACAUGCACUUUGAGUUUGAUCAGAAAAUGGCUUCUAAGGAUGACGACGUGUAUCACUUCAUCGGCUACAUGCCUAUCGACGGGCGGCUGUACGAGUUGGACGGCCUGCGCGAGGGCCCCAUCGACCACGGACCCAUCGCGCCGGAGCAAGACUGGCUCGACGUCGUCAGACCCAUCAUCAUGAAGCGCAUCAACAUCUACACAGAAGGCGAGAUCCACUUCAAUCUAAUGGCUCUAGUAUCAGACAGAAAGAUGAUUUACGAACGUCAGCUGGAGCAACUGCUUAACGGAUCACAGAUGAUGGGCAUGCACUCUGAAGAAGUAGAGAACGAGAUACCCCGGCUCAGGAUGCUCAUAGAAUACGAGGACGUCAAGAUGGCAAAGUACCAGCAGGAGAUGGCGCGGAGAAAACACAACUACAUACCGUUUAUAGUGCAGUUGCUCAAGAUCUUGGCGGAGGAGAAACAAUUGAGUCCGUUAUUGGAGAAGGCGAAGGAGCGCGCGGCGAAAAAGGGACCGAAAAAGAUUAAGACGUAGGAAUAUGCAACGAAGCUUUAUAUUAAAAAAAUAGCGGAGCAUGUGUGUCUCUGUGCUACUUAUUAUUUAAAAAAAAGAAAAUUGCGUUCAACAUCAGCAUCAGUAAUAUCGCGUCUCAAAGAGUCGUUACGUAGGUACCGUUGUUCAAUUUCUAGUUGGAUACUAAUUUUUCCGAGGUAGUCUCAUUGAAAGUUUCAGAUUAAUAUUGUCAUACAUAUUUUGUGUCCUAUUUAUGAUUCAAGUAAGUAGAUGACGGUUGUAUGUUUAUUUCGUGUGUCGCGUGAGACUCCGUAGCGGCCGCUGCACACAUGAUAAUAUUAUAUUAUCUGGUACUGUAUGUAAUUGAUUUGAGUAAUAUAACUGCCACAUCACUGCUAGUAUAAAAUUUAGAAAAACGAUAGACUUGAAAGAAAAUGUUCUCGGUAUUAUCUUAUAUACGGGUGGGCCCUGUAACACGAGUAAAUAAUUAAAACAUAGAUUGUACUCCUCAAACUAUGACACUUUUGUUCAAUAACUUAGUCUUUAGAUUUCUUAUCUUUCGUACAAAUUAAAUAUUGUCUUCAAUAAAUUUGCGUUGACGUUGUCGGCCUUGUCGCCAGUGCCGGCCCGAGUCCUUGAUCAGGGUAGAGCGAAAUGGGGUUUUGGCGCCCUUUGUUAAAGCUUUUUACCCUUUUUUUUCUUAUUUGCCAUUUUGGCGCCCUCCUUACCAUCCGGCGCCUAGAGCGGCCGCUCCACUCGCUCUACCCUAGAUCCGGCCCUGCUUGUCGCGCUUUAAACAUGACAAAAUUCGCAAUACCUACAUUGCGUCUUAGAAUAAACUUUAAAGUGCACUAAAAAUCAAAACACAAGUUAUUAUUGAAAGUCGCUGAACAAAUGUUGGUAAAUUUGAAGAGUACAGCCUGCAGUUUAAUUUUUUGCUUACCUAUGUUAUAGGCCCCACCCGGUACCUAUUUACGAUGAAAUUUGAAAUCAGAAAAGUUGAAUAUUUGACUAUUUAUCCCACUGGAAUGGGUCUUAUUAAAUGAAGUUCAAUUGA
Messenger RNA from Cydia strobilella, 2163 nucleotides. It is a transcript of the gene Uch-L5, whose product is annotated as ubiquitin carboxyl-terminal hydrolase isozyme L5. Lineage: Eukaryota; Metazoa; Arthropoda; Insecta; Lepidoptera; Tortricidae. The coding region runs from base 159 to 1127 and encodes 322 amino acids. Gene Ontology annotation, cellular component: cytoplasm. The transcript is spliced from 7 exons. Gene Ontology annotation, biological process: ubiquitin-dependent protein catabolic process; protein deubiquitination. The record is from RefSeq and is a predicted model, not a curated record. Gene Ontology annotation, molecular function: cysteine-type deubiquitinase activity.